UUGUCGCGGCAAUUUUAAAGUCCAAUGGGCAGUGCCCAAAUCUAGUUGGCGUUGUUCAAUGAUGGACACAACAAACUCAGACCAUUGGCAGUUACGUCGGAUAGGUAACCCAGCAACUUGUCCAUUAGUUCUGGACGUGUUUCCAUUAAAAGAAGGUACCCUGACCUUUGGCAGAAACCAGAAGAAUGAUUAUUUUUUGGAUUCUCGACGUUUGAAGAAUUUCAUUUCUCGCACUCAUGCAGAAAUUAUUGGUUACUAUGGAGACAGUGGAUUGGAGUUUAAAAUCCGGGAGAAAGGCCUGAAUGGAACGUUUAUUAACGAUAUCAGGAUUCAAGGGUCCUGUGUCCUCGAAGAAGGCGACAAAGUUACGUUCGGUCAUACAAAUGGCUACAAGAUUCAGCCGGGAGAAUACUCAGUUCAGCAUAAUUCAGAAUUUGAGUUUGUUUUUGAGCGUGUUUCCACGACCAUGUGCAAGCAGCACAAACUUCCAUCGAUUCACGACUACAAUGAUCGCAGCGAGUGCUUACAACAGAGCUGUGACUGUAAGAUCAAAGAAUUUCCGCACUGCAAAGUGAAACCUGCUGAUUCACCGAACAUCGCAAAACUCCACCUGACACACGAAAACACACUGUCCUAUGUUGGUAGUAGUCCCGGACCAGAACUUAUGACCAAAGACGGACCACAGUCUGAAUUUACGAAAAAUAGUCCCGUAUUAAACCACCAAAGUGAAAAUGAAAGUAAGAACUCUGUGAAAGAAACGUUUGACGAGGAUGCCAGUUUCGUUUGCGAUGAUGCCCGGUUCAUUCAGGAGGUGUGUUUGGAAGAUGGGUCGGAUUCUUCAGAAGAGGACCCCGAGAUUCAGAUUUUAGAAAAUGGAGAGCGGGAAGGGGUCAGACACUCAUCCGGCGAUAGUAAUUGGUGUGACAGUGUGGAUGGGUUUCAUUCGGAUAAUAACUUGGAAACUGCUACUGCUGAAUUACAAGACCCUACCGAGAAACUGGUUUCUACAGAUUACGACGUUAAUGAGAAUUUAAGAGCUAAGGAUGUGUCGUUAGAGGUGUUGCAAACUUGUGAUGAAACGAAAGACGUUAUGGUCCCGUUUCAAAGACAAAGUCCGUGUAAUUUUGUUCAGGAAAGUACGCCGGACGAGAGUUUGCUAAAGGCGACUUUACAAGAUAUACAGAAUUUAGAUCAAGUGACAAAUAGGUCUAAGAUUGUUCCUGUAACAAAGCAUUCGGAACCUCAGCAUAUUCACAAGUCAUCAAACAUAAAAAAAGACAACAAAGAAACGAGAGAGUUGGUAGUGAAAAAGAACCAAGCAAUUGAGGUGAAAUCACAGUCAAACAACAAACGAAAGAAAGCUCAGCCAAAGACGAGACGGAAGAAGAGAAGAAACCCGCACUCGGACAGCGAGUCAGAUGAACUGGAGGACGGGGUAGAGUGGUAUGACAACGAAACGUGUGCGUCCGCCAGCUGUACAAGACCGAGAGCUAAACGUGUCGCUUGGGUGCAGUGUGACGACUGUGACCAAUGGUACCACACAGCAUGUGCUGACUGCAGCUACGAGAUGGUCAAAGACUCCAAGAUGCAGUUCCACUGUGGAUGUUGAUCAUAGAUACACAUGUAUAUACACAAGAGUGCUUCAUUCCCCUUCCUAAUCUCACCGUUCAUAUUCAUUACUGGAUAUUGACCAUAGAUACGCUAUAUUCAUUACUGGAUAUUAACCAUAUAUACACUUCAUUUUCCUUACCAAGAUGCAGUUCCAUUGUGGAUGUUGAUCAUAGACACACAUGCUGAUACACGAGAGUGCUUCAUUCCCCUUCCAAAUUUCAUCAUUCAUAUUUAUUAGAGGAUGUUGAUCAUAGAUAUAUACAGAGUGGUCCACUCAGCUGACUCAAUUUACCGUUCAUCUUCAUUGCUGGAUGUUUAUCAUAAGAUACAUGUUGAUACACAAAGUGCUUCAUUCCCCUUACUAAACUCACCGUUCAUCUUCAUUAGAGGAUGUUGAUCAGAGAUAUACACAGUGGACCAUUCAUCUGACUAAACUUAACGUUCAUCUUCAUUAGAGGAUGUUGAUCAUAGAUAUUCACAGUGGACCAUUCAUCUGACUAAACUUAACGUUCAUAUUCAUUAGUGGAUGUUUAUAACAGAUCAGGGGUCUAAUUCUCUAAACUCCCGCAACUUUGCAAUCUCGCUGUGCAGUGCUUUUAUGAAUUGGGUCCCAGUAAUUGACAGGGUUAGCACUGGCACUCACCAAAUUCGCCAACUGCAAAUUUUAAAAGCAGUUGACAAAUUUUAUUUUAAUUUGGCGAAAAUAAUUACAUGUAAUAAUUGACAUUUUGUUUCAGAAUUUUAUCAUCCAUUAAAGGCUUUUAUAGGGGAUAUCGCUGGCAUUAUAAUUUGCAAUAUUGUCCUAAGAGAUAUCGCUUCUGAUAAUUUUGAUUGGUCAAAUUUUAAUCACAAGACAUUAUUUUGUUAGGUCACUGUGCAUGUUUCAGCGCUAAACCUAUCACUAGUGAUGUCACGCCAUUG
Molecule: messenger RNA, 2532 nt
Organism: Gigantopelta aegis
Lineage: Eukaryota; Metazoa; Mollusca; Gastropoda; Neomphalida; Peltospiridae
Exons: 8
Coding region: 59-1609 (516 amino acids)
Biological process (GO): regulation of gene expression
Cellular component (GO): nucleus
Molecular function (GO): protein binding
Source: RefSeq, a predicted model, not a curated record